Molecule: messenger RNA, 1446 nt
Organism: Cetraspora pellucida
Lineage: Eukaryota; Fungi; Glomeromycota; Glomeromycetes; Diversisporales; Gigasporaceae
Source: the annotation of a GenBank genome assembly
AUGUCUGGUCUUGUUUUACCUCAAUUGUUCGUUUAUCCUACCAGUUCACAAGUUGUCCCGGUGAAAAAAAAUGCAUCAGUUCCUUAUAUUCCUCCCGAAAUUAUUCGCAUUAUUCUUGGUUUAUUAAGGGACGAUAAAAAAACCCUCGCUGCUUGUGCUUUAGUAAAUCAUACUUUUAACCUUCACGCUACUACAAUUCUAUAUCAAACUGUCGCAUUUACUUUUCCUCAUACGUUUACACUUUUCAUUAAUGUCACGAAUGACAUUAAAAAGCGUUGUUCUCAAACGAUUCGCCAUUUAGAUUUUUCCAGCUUCUCUACCUGCGGCCUACAAAAAAGUUCUUUUGAAACUCAAAAGGUCGUAACUCCUGAACUUUUAAUUCAUAUUCUAAGAUCUUUUCCUGAAUUAAAAACUUUUUCCGUAUCUGAGUCUUUGGAAUCUGUAAUUACCCUUGAUGUUUUAAAGGUCUUAUUUUUAGAAUGUAAAAGCAUAAAAACUAUUGAUUUUUGCGGAUGUUCUAGUAAACAAUUCAAUAACGUUUUAAGCGAAUUCUCUAAUCUAAUUGGUCGCGUUAAAAUAGAACAAUAUUACAAUGAUGAUGAUGAGACAAUUUCUUUUCGUAUGGCUUGCAAACCUUUAUUAUCUCAUUUACAAAGGCUUUCAUUUCAUGAGUGUCCAAUAAUUUCUGAAUACUCAGCUAUUAUACCUCUUCUCGCUCAUUCUCCAAAUCUUACACAUCUCGAUUUGGGUGGCUGUUCUAUCAGCGAUUUAACAUUAAAAUUUUUAGCCGAAACAAAUACUCCAACAAGGUUAUCACAUUUAUCAUUGGCUAAAUGCAAAAAUAUUUCAUCCGAUGCUAUUUCAUCUCUUGUUUCUAAAUGUUCUCAACUGGAAACUCUUAACCUUUAUGGUGACAGAAAUCUCAAUACAGCUAUUAAUGAAUAUGAUUUAAUUACUAUAUUUCGUUCACCUAGCGCAAAGAAUUUCAAAACAUUAGAUAUUGGAUCUUCACAGAUAACACCAUUAAUUUUAACAACCAUUAAAGAGAAUUGUCCAUCUUUACAAAAUCUUGGUAUUUCGAAAGCGCAAAUAACCAAUUUAAAUCUUAUUAAAGAUCUUUUAACAGCCCUACCAAAUCUACAAUACAUUGAUCUUACCUCGGUCCCAUGUUUUAAUCCAUUAAACACGAAUUGUCUAUUAGCCAGCAUAAAAAAAAGUAACCAUCCUAUUCACACAAUUGAAAUGAGUGAGUCAUUACUUAAAAAACUUUACGCAGUUAAUGGAUGGAAGAUUAAUGUAAAUUAUGGUAGAAGAUGGUAUUACUAUCGUGAAAUUCAAGGAAGAACAAUAAGGCCUGACAGAGUACACGGUAGAAAAUUGGAUAUAACUGAAUAUGGACCAGAAUUUAUGAGCAACAUUUUUCAGUAUUAUGGUUUUGAUGCGUGA